Messenger RNA from Gymnodraco acuticeps, 2456 nucleotides. RefSeq lists its product as uncharacterized. The record is from RefSeq and is a predicted model, not a curated record. Lineage: Eukaryota; Metazoa; Chordata; Actinopteri; Perciformes; Bathydraconidae. Gene Ontology annotation, biological process: DNA integration. The coding region runs from base 788 to 1882 and encodes 364 amino acids. The transcript is spliced from 2 exons. Gene Ontology annotation, molecular function: nucleic acid binding.
UGUCAUCAAACGCGAGCUGGAGAUUGAAAACCUGCAAGAAUAUUACUGGACUGACUCAAAGGUAGUCCUUGGUUACUUGAACAACGAUGCCAAGAGGUUCCACACGUUUGUUGCCAACCGUAUCCAGCGCAUAAGAUCUAGCACCAACCCUGAACAAUGGCGACAUGUCAGCUCUGAAAAUAACCCAGCCGACUACGCCUCAAGGGGGCUGAGCGCAGUUCAGCUCAAAGAGUCUAACUGGCUAAAAGGACCUGACUUUCUUUUCCAGCUGAACCUUCCAUGUGAAGAGAAGGUGAGAGCAGUGGAAACAGACGAUCCUGAACUUCGCAAAGUUCAUGUUCACACAGUCAAAACUAAGGAAGAAAAUUCACUGUUGAACCGCUUCUCUAAGUUUUCUGACUGGUCCAGGACAGUGAGAGCUGUCGCAAGACUCAAGAGAUUUGUCAGAGAAUCCAGGAGACUUCAGCCAAGAACUAAUGAAGCAACUAACCUUGCAGAAAGAAGAGAAGCAGAAAUCUUUAUUAUCAAGCUGGUGCAAGAAGAGGCCUUCACCGAAGAAAUUAAAACAGUUCAGCUUCAAAAGGGAAGCACCUUGAACAAGCACAACAAGCUACACCUGUUGAAUGCCUUCCUGGACAAGAACAAUGUUCUUAGGGUGGGAGGACGGCUAUCUCAAUCAGCCUUACAUCAUGACAUAAAACAUCCUGCAAUACUUCCGAAGAAAGCUCAUGUGUCCGCCUUGCUCGUCAAACAUCAUCAUGAGCGUGUACAUCACCAAGGAAGAGGCAUGACAAUGAAUGAGGUACGUGCGAAUGGAAUAUGGAUCCUGGGAUGUGGAAAUGUAGUUUCAUCACACAUCUACAAGUGUGUAAAAUGUAGGAAAUACAGAAGAACCACAGAGACUCAACAAAUGGCCGAUCUGCCAGAAGACAGAACCGAGACAUCCCCUCCGUUUACUUACUGCGGUAUAGAUUGUUUUGGUCCCUUUAUUGUGAAGGAAGGAAGAAAGGAGGUAAAACGAUAUGGAUUGUUGUUUACCUGCCUAUGCUCCAGAGCGGUGCAUAUAGAGACGCUAGACGAUUUGACGACAGAUGCCUUCAUGAAUGCACUUCGAACAAUGGUAGCAAUCAGAGGACCUGUGCGCCAAUUACGAUGCGACCAAGGAACAAACUUCAUUGGUGCCAGGAGGGAGUUUUCUGAGUUGCUCAAAGGAAUGGAUCAGGAACGUCAACGAGCAAUUGGUUGCGAAUUUGUAAUGAAUGUUCCUUCAGCAAGCCAUAUGGGAGGAGUCUGGGAACGCCAAAUCAGAACGAUUCGAAGCAUUCUGACAGUCAUGUUAGACAAGUCUGCAAGCAGACUAGACACCACAACUCUGAGAACAUUCCUUUACGAAACAAUGGCAAUAAUUAACAGCAGGCCGUUAAGUGUUGAACACCUCCACGAUCCUACUGGUCCAGAGCCUCUCACUCCCAACCACAUAAUAACCAUGAAGUCAUCAGUUAUUCUGCCCCCUCCUGGAGAGUUCUGUAAAGAAGACCUCUAUCUGCGCAAGAGAUGGAGAAGAGUGCAGUUCUUAGCCAAUGAGUUCUGGCGAAGAUGGAAACGAGAAUACCUGCUAAACCUCCAACAGCGGCAGAAAUGGCCAAAGGCAUCACAAAAUUCACAAGUAGAUGACAUUGUCAUUCUGCGAGACGACAACCUACCAAGAAAUGAGUGGAAGCUCGCCAGAGUUGUAGAAACUCACCCUGGAACAGACGGCUUGGUGCGAAAGCUAAAGUUACUAGUCAGUAACACUACACUUGAUAAAGGAAAACCACACACUAGACUAGUCUACCUCGAAAGACCUAUUCAUAAGGUAGUCACCUUACUUCAGGCCACUUAAGUCCCAUACAUGAGAGUAUAGUCAUACACACUGAAAACACUUGACUGUUUCUUUGCAUUUUGUUUGAACGAAAUCCCACAUUUGAGUUAAUGAGUGAUUUGGUGGGAGUGUAAAUGACGUAACGAAGUUGCCUUAAUUAAAAGGAGUAACACGGUUAAUGUCAUAGUUCAAUUGGAUAAAUGAAUACUUUAUUUCAUGUUAUUUAUAAUCGUUAAAUAUGGCAUGAUUUAAUACAGUUUGUUUUACAUCUUGGGCCGAUAUGCGUAUGUGUUUCUUGUGCCUAGGAACUAAUGUUUGUUCAUGUGCUGGUAUUGCGUGUUUUGCUGUUACACUGUACAACUCCAUGUGGGUUGACGUCUUUUUGAAGCUCUGCUGAGGUCUGUGAUAAAGUUUAGUGUGACGGGAGGUCUGUGACGAAGUUAUGCAGAAAAGGAACUAAAUUAAUCUCCUUUCACGACAAGCGGCCAACGAGUUCUCACGGCGUAACGGAAGAGGGAAGACUACAGGAUGAAAACUCCCAAGAAAUAAACGCCCGUUUUAAAGAACCGACCUGUGUCUGUGUCGUGAAAAGAGC